AUGGCUGAAAUAUCACCACUUCGUAAGGCGGAAAUAUCACAACUACCGGUAGCAAUUAAAGCAGAUAAUGCUAAACGAAAUGCGCUUCCACCAAGUAUUCGAUUGGAUCAUAAACUGGAAAUGGUGCUACCUGAGGGAAUUAAUGGAAAUGAAAGCGCGAAGGACUCGCGUUCAAAACGAGCAAAAAUGUAUUCCGGAUAUUGUUUACGACCAUUUCCUGCUGCUCGAGGCAAUUAUGCCAUUGAUUACUCCAGGAAAACAAACAUCAAAUUACGAAAAGAGAUAACUCAAGGUGAUCAGGAAGACGCAUUUCUGUUGCAUAUCGUAGAAGGUUAUAGUUCAGCAGUGUUACCAAUAAAACAUGCUGGCAAUGGAACGCAGUCUUCAUCCGUUCAUGAAUACGAUGCACCGCAGUUAAUUGUUGCUGAAAAUGAAAAAAUGUUUGUAGAAGAAAUGAUUGGUGAUCAAGUGGUGGUCAAGGAAAAAAGUCUUGUCGAUACAGUAUAUGCGCUAAGAGAUCAACUUAAUAAUGUACAAAAGGAAUUACUUCAAUUAAAUAAGACACUUGAUCGAGAACAAAAAUCACGCCGUCGUCUAGAAGAAAUGGUAAGACGACUGUGUCAACAACUGCAACAGCAGCAACAACAUGGACAAAAACUUUCAACAAAUUUAAUUUCCAAGGCACCCCUGUCAGCACGUGAUUAA
Acanthocheilonema viteae is the source of this 705-nucleotide messenger RNA. The record is from the annotation of a GenBank genome assembly. NCBI's taxonomy places the organism in Eukaryota, Metazoa, Nematoda, Chromadorea, Rhabditida, Onchocercidae.